This is a messenger RNA of Pipistrellus nathusii (Nathusius's pipistrelle), 1401 nucleotides long. NCBI's taxonomy places the organism in Eukaryota, Metazoa, Chordata, Mammalia, Chiroptera, Vespertilionidae. The record is from the annotation of a GenBank genome assembly.
AUGGCCGCGGCCCGCGCGCGGGUAGCGCACCUCCUGGAGCGGCUGCGGCUCGCAGCAUGUCAGUGUCCAACUCAUUCUCAUACUUACUCCCAAGCUCCUGGGCUUCCACCUUCUGGAAAAACAACAGAUUAUGCCUUUGAGAUGGCUGUUUCAAAUAUUAGAUAUGGAGCAGGAGUUACAAAGGAAGUGGGAAUGGACCUACAAAACAUGAAUGCUAAAAAUGUUUGUUUGGUGACAGACAAGAACCUCUCCCAGCUCCCUCCCGUGCGAAUAGUUAUGGAUUCUCUCGUGAAAAAUGGCAUAAACUUUAAGGUUUAUGAUAAUGUGAGGGUGGAACCAACUGAUAGAAGUUUCAUGGAAGCUAUUGAGUUUGCCAAAAAGGGAGCUUUUGAUGCCUACGUUGCUGUGGGUGGUGGCUCCACCAUAGACACCUGUAAAGCCGCUAAUCUGUACGCAUCCAGCCCUCACUCCGAUUUCCUAGAUUAUGUCAGUGCUCCCAUUGGGAAGGGAAAGCCUGUGUCUGUGCCUCUUAAGCCUCUGAUCGCAGUCCCAACUACUUCAGGAACUGGAAGUGAAACUACGGGAGUUGCUAUUUUUGACUACGAGCCUUUGAAAAUAAAAAUUGGCAUUGGUUCCCGAGCCAUCAAACCCACGCUGGGACUGAUUGACCCUCUGCACACCCUGCACAUGCCUGACCGAGUGGUCGCCAACAGUGGCUUCGAUGUGCUUUGCCAUGCCCUGGAAUCCUACACUGCCCUUCCCUACCACAUGCGGAGUCCCUGCCCUCCAAAUCCCAUCUCUCGGCCAGCCUACCAGGGCAGCAACCCAAUCAGUGACAUCUGGGCAGUCCACGCACUGCGGAUCGUCGCCAAGUAUCUGAAGAGGGCUGUCAGAAACCCCGAUGAUCUCGAAGCAAGGUCCAGUAUGCACUUGGCAAGUGCCUUUGCUGGCAUCGGUUUUGGAAAUGCUGGUGUUCAUCUGUGCCAUGGAAUGUCUUACCCGAUUUCAGGCUUAGUGAAGACAUACAGAGCAAAGGAUUAUAACGUGGAUCACCCAUUGGUGCCUCACGGCCUUUCUGUGGUGCUCACCUCGCCAGCGGUGUUCACCUUCACAGCCCAGAUGUCUCCUGAGCGGCACCUGGAGACGGCAGAGAUAUUGGGGGCCGACACCCGCACCGCCAAGAGGGCAGAUGCUGGGCCCGUUCUGGCUGAUGCCCUCCGGAAACUCCUGCUGGAUUUGGACGUGGAGGACGGCCUCGCUGCCAUUGGCUACUCGAAGGCCGACAUCCCCGCCUUGGUGAAAGGAACCCUGCCCCAGGAAAGGGUCACCAAACUUGCACCACGCCCUCAGUCAGAAGAGGAUCUGUCUGCCCUAUUUGAAGCUUCGAUGAAACUGUAUUAA